CAUAGUUUAAGAAAUGUAGUAAAACUAGAUAAAAUGCAUUAAAUUUGUCUUGAAUCAAAAUAAACUUUCAAAAUUACCAUUUGUUAUUAGUGUUGGAAAGUGAGAAAGAGAAAGCAUAAUUAAUAAGAUACAUUUUACAAGUUAGAAUUAAUAAGGGCAUCAUUGGAAAAAAAUAAUUAAUAUAGCUCUAACUUUCAUUUGGUUAUUAUAAAAAUAACUAAGAUUUUUCUUCUCUUUCAUGCUUAUAAAUAGGACCGAAGGUAGUACACUCUCCAACAAAAAGGGAAAAAGAGAAAGAACUGCCAGAAAAAUCAGCAAUUACAUCCCUUCCAAAUUUGCAGCAGGUUUCUAGCCGCCAUAGCCGCCGCAAACGGUGCCUCUCUCACGCACCAACCACCCAAUAAAAAAGAAUAUAACACAAGUGCCACAAAUGGAAAACGACAAGGACAAAACCGCCACUACUUCAGGAACUGUCAACACCCCCGCCAACAACGACAACACCGCCACUACUUCAAGAACUCUCAGCACCGCUGCCAACAACGACAACACCGCCACUACUUCAAGAACUGCCAGCACCCCUGCCAACAACGACAACACCGCCACUACUUCAAGAACUCCCAGCACCCCUGCCAACAACGACAACACCGCCACUACUUCAAGAACUCCCAGCACCGCCGCCAACAACGACAACACUACCACUACUUCAAGAACUGCCACCAACGCACGCUCUUGCGCUGCUUGCACACACCGCCGCAGAAAAUGCUCCGCCGAUUGCAUUCUCGCACCGUAUUUCCCUCAAGACCGCCGCCAACAGUUCGCCAACGCGCACAGACUCUUCGGCGUCGCCACCAUUAUCAAAAUCAUCCAGGACUUGGAUCCCAUAACCCGAGACGACGCCAUGACAGCAAUUCUGUACGAAUCUGAUGCUCGAGCCAGGGACCCAGUUGGGGGCUGUUCCAGGUUGAUAAUGAUACUUCUAUCUAAGAUUGCGCAACACCAGCAGGAGCUGAAUGUGAUUCGUCAACAGCUCGCUUUACGACAAAUGAUGAUGCCACAGCCACAACAAAAUCACCCUGGUUUUCAAGAAGAAGGGAAUGGUGAUGAUGAGAGGAAUAUUCCUGACCUGAAUAAAGAAGAUGAGAAUGAUGAUGAUGAUGAUGAUGAUGAUGAUGAUGAUGGUGAGAAGCAUCUUCCAGACCUGAAUGAAAAAGAUGAGAAUGAUGAUGAUCAUGAUGAGAAGCAUCUUCCUGACCUGAAUAAAGAACCGAAAUAACCUUAGUGCAGUGAUGAUGAAGUGGUUUAAUUUAAGAUUGACAAGGUAGAGUGAUAAAAGGUUUUGCUGACUACAUUCAACAAACUCAACCCUGAUCAGAAAGGUGCAACAAUUUUUUUCAUUUGUUCCUAUAAAUCAAACUAGCUAAGGUGUUAUCAACUUGGCAGAGAUUGUAGAAAUUCCAUGCUCGUUUUUGCAGAAACUCUUAAGAGUGCUUCCUCCACAUUGUGUCCAACUUUAGUGACACGGUUUUCUUUUUGUACUCCUAAGAGUUGUUUGUGUAUAUAUGCAUUGCCCCAACAUUUUGUACUGAUUUUCUAUCCCCUGCUCUCAGAGUAAAAGAACAGAUUUGUUUACCAUAA
Messenger RNA from Lotus japonicus, 1635 nucleotides. Its product is annotated as LOB domain-containing protein 7-like. The transcript is spliced from 2 exons. The record is from RefSeq and is a predicted model, not a curated record. NCBI's taxonomy places the organism in Eukaryota, Viridiplantae, Streptophyta, Magnoliopsida, Fabales, Fabaceae. The coding region runs from base 431 to 1273 and encodes 280 amino acids.